This is a messenger RNA of Ochotona princeps (American pika), 1034 nucleotides long. RefSeq names its product asialoglycoprotein receptor 2 (gene ASGR2). Bases 1 to 873 code for a protein of 290 amino acids. Gene Ontology annotation, molecular function: D-mannose binding; fucose binding. The record is from RefSeq and is a predicted model, not a curated record. NCBI's taxonomy places the organism in Eukaryota, Metazoa, Chordata, Mammalia, Lagomorpha, Ochotonidae. The transcript has 8 exons. Gene Ontology annotation, cellular component: external side of plasma membrane. Gene Ontology annotation, biological process: biological process involved in interspecies interaction between organisms.
AUGGCCAAGGACUUCCAAGACAUUCAGCAGCUGGACUCUGAGGAGAGCGACCAUCCGCUCGGGGACGACGGUGACCAGGGGGCAGCUGCCGGACUGCCUCCUGCCCAGUCCUUUCUGCAGCGCCUCUGGUCCCGGUCCUGCCUUGGUCUGCUGGUCCUGGGCUUCAACCUGCUGCUGCUGGUGGUCAUCUGUGUGACUGGAUCGCAAAGUGCACGGCUGCGGGCGGAACUGCGGACACUGAGCGCAAACUUCAGCAAUUUCUCCUCAAGCACCCUGGAGGUGGUCGAGGCCCUGGGCGCCCACAAAGGCAGCAUCAGUGACAACCUGACGGCGCUGGGGGCCAGGAUGCAAAAACAACAGCGGGAGCUGAAAGCAGAUCACGCCACCCUGCUCCUUCAUCUGAAGCACUUCCCGGUGGACCUGCGCAGGCUGUCUUGUCAGAUGGCCUUCCUACACAGCAACGGCACCGAGUGCUGCCCCGUGAAUUGGGUGGACCACGAGGGCGGCUGCUACUGGUUCUCCAGCGUCGGGAAGACCUGGGCUGAGGCAGAUGAGUACUGCCGGCUGGAGAACGCCCACCUGCUGGUCAUCAACUCCUGGGACGAGCAGAAAUUCAUUGUACAACACGUGCGCCCCUUUCAUAUCUGGAUAGGUCUCACCGACAGCGAAGGCUCCUGGAAAUGGGUAGACGGCACCGACUACAGGUCCAGCUACAAGAACUGGGCUCCCACUCAGCCGGACAACUGGCAAGGCCACGAGCUGGGCGUGGGCGAAGACUGCGUGGAGAUCCGCUGGGACGGCCAAUGGAACGAUGAUUUCUGCCAGCAAGUGCACCGCUGGGCGUGUGAGAUGCGCCGCAAUAUUACAGCCUAGGAGCCGCCCCAGGCGCCCCACCCUGGCGCCCCACAGCCUAGGAGAGAGGACAACAACUUAAAGAAAAGUGUGGUGUCCAUCCCAGACAACCCUGGGAGAGGCUGAGCUCUCCCUCUUUUGACAAUUUGUAUCUAAGUUUCCACUCCUUUGAUGGAAUAGGA